UCGUCGGUGGCAAGCGGAAGUAGUGAUUCCGUGAAGCUUCCCCGGGGCGCUCCAUUUCCGUGAGGAGUAACCUACGCAUCGUCCGGAGACGGAGAGCGAGCAGCCCACGGGAUUCACGCGUAAAUCGCGAUCGCGUACGGGGAACGGAUUUUUACGCACGAGAGAGUCCCGUGAGAGAAUUGUGAGCGCGACGCGGUGCAGCCGCGGGAUCCGCCGACGAGUGGCGCGUCUGUGAGAACGCGUUCCCCUUGGCGAGCGUGACGUAAUUGUAUUGAUCCGCGGCGGUGGAAGGGCCCGAGAGAGUCGCGCAUUCGCCAUCUUGGACGAAUUGGUAAAGAGAAAAGAAGUUUCCGUGCGUCCCCGUAGGCGCGGUGCUCGCCGUCGUCGUAAAGAGGUGCAAUCCGUAGCGAUCCGCACAUUAAUCUAGUUUCACCGGGAGUUAACCCUGUUGUGAAUUGGUAACCCAUUUGGACGGACCAAGACAAAGGGUUCGUUCUUUGGGUCUGAUUGGUACUAAAUGGUUGCGUGCAGACAGCAUGUCUACUCUGUCAGGGAUUGUGUCGAAGGGGGAGAAAGGAAAAUCCAAGUUUCAAUCAUUAGAUAUCAAUAGCUUGUACCGGGUGAGUAGGGGUGAAUCUUUGGAGCCGCAUCAGCAGAAAAAUACAUUACCGCGCAAACAUGGAAUGCAAAGUCUUGGAAAGGUGCCUUCGGCACGGCGUCCUCCGGCUAAUUUGCCCAGUUUAAAAAGUGAAACUAGCAGCAGUGACCCGGCUGUCAGUCUUGUGCCAAGUGGAGGAAGUGGUUGGGCUACUACUAAGGAUUCAACAUCAUCGACCACUACUACUACCACCACAGUAGCAACUUCAUUAGAUAACACUACUACUGUCUCUUCAACAGCACAAUGCGCAGCAGGGACCACUGUGUCAACAUCCCUACACUCUUUACUGCCGACACAACAAAAUGCAUCACAACCUCCUUUUUUGGAUCAGACAAACAACAAAUCAUCAUGGAGUGCAAUUAUGAGCAGAUCAGGAGACGGUACGCCCAUUGUGGCAGCAGUGGUUGGUUACGCGGGGCUCGUGGGGGGCGCGAAAGGGGGAAGAGGUGCCCUUGGACUGAGUUUCCUCGCCCACCAGUCCCCGCAGUUCCAACACGAGUUUCCCAGUCUCAGUGGACAGCCGUCCGCCUCCGUCUCCACUCAGAGCCAGACUCAACAGUCCUCAACAACAUCCAAUGCAAUCUCAGUCGCAGUCCAUCAAUCGUUACUACAGCAACAGCCGUAUUCCCACAACCACUCAGGUGGGACGCCGGGGAACCAACAGCAAUUGAAUCGAGAAUUAAAUGCGCAGUAUGGUCCAGGGCCGAGCCUGCGUCCACAGACCGAAGGAAGUUGGAUUCAAGGUGGAAGUCGUACGCCAGGUGGCGCAGUACCAGUAACAUCAGCUGGUCCCGGAAAUGGGAAUACUCCGGCGGGCCAGGCCCUCCCUUUAAAUAUACCUGUUUCAGGAGGACACACCCAGGAGGGGCCCGGUGGAGGGCGGCAGAACUUGGGCCAAUCGCCCAACAUGGGCGCGGGCCCGGGAGGCCAGCAUAAUUCCGUAAAUAAUCAAGGUUCUGCGCCUUCUUCCGGUCCUCAAAUUGGGCCAAAUCUACAUCACUAUCGAGGUCUUAUUCCUCCAUUUAUGUAUAGAUCAAAUUUUCCUGGUGGAUUUUCUUCGCAAUUUGCACCAAAUUCUGGAUCCAACAACCCCCAACCUAGAUUUAAUCAUCCUUUGGGUCGAUUUCCACCUCCUCUACGUGAGCGCAUAACUGAGGAAGAAAUUCUGACUAGACCCAUCAUCAAAGAGGAAGAUCUUUCGCGUAUGGAUGACAUUUCCCGUGACGCAGGAUGGGCUGCGCACGAUGAUAUUGAUUAUAACCAAAAAUUGGCCUUUAGCGACGACGAAGCUGAAUCAGAAUCACCGAAAAAUGACGAGAAAAAAGAUAUCAAGGAGAAAAAAGGUGAUGAUAAUGUAGACGAGAAGGAGAAACCUCGAGACCGAGACUCGAAGGAACUCCGUGAUCCGCCGCAUCGUCCUUGGACUCAACCUAUGAAUCGUGACUAUCGUGGCUCAAACGGCGCAAGUGGUGCCUACGCCAGUCAAUCGCAAUUGCAUUCUGUACAUUCUUUAAGAGGUGUUGAGGAUGACGAGACAUGGAACGAACGACGUAGAAUUAAAGUAGAGGUAGCAUCCGUUGUCGAGCGUGCACGAUUACGCAAGGAGGAAGAGGAGAAACGCUUCCAAGAAUCAACGAAACAAGCAGCGGCUAAGAAACUACAGGACUUGGAACAAAAGAUGAAGGAAAAGCAGGCGAAACAAAAAGAUGAGGAACGGGCGCAGUCUGGCGAACCCAAGAACUUGAUCAGUGUGCCGCCUGUACCUCUUCCUAUACCUGAAUGGGAAAGAGAGAAGGAGAAUCGAGAGCGAGAGAGUAGAGAACGAUCUCGCACCUCGUCCGAAGGGAAAGAUGAGAAAAUUAUUGCGUGUGUACGCGAUACUCGUGACAAUAGAGAGGGCAGAGAUCAAGGACUGACGGACUUUCGUCAAGGCGAUCGCGAUAGGCAGACUUUUUUACGACAACAAGACCCGGUUCGUAGCGAGCGCGAGAGGGAACGCGAUCGUGAUCGUGAACAAAGAGACUCAAGAGAUCGCGAGCAACCAGCGUUCUCUCGACACUUUCAAAAUAACUUGCCGCCAAGAUUUCAAAAACAGCAGGCCGAGAGAAGCAAUGCGAAUUUCAACCGAAUUUCACCAAAUGCGGAAAGACCUGCUUCCCAGGCUGUUCCGUUUUCCCAACAAUACGAUCCCGGAAGAUGGCUUCACAAUUACAAUUCAUUGACAGAUAGCGGUAUGAAGCAAUCCAUGCCGCAACGUCGUAAUAGAACUGAUUCGGAUGCAUCGGCACCAUUGGAUGAUGAACGACCUCCGUCCCGAGAUCAUCGCGGUAACGCACCGCCAUCGAGGGAAGAUCGUUAUCGACAUUCUUCGCAUCGGUCCUACGAUAGCCGCAAACCAGGUGGUUAUUAUGAUGAAUACAGCCGUAAUUUCAGAGACUACGAGUACGAUGAUAGGCAUCCUCGUGAUUCUUGGGAACGCGAAAGACAUUUUGACGACAAAGAGCGAGACCCGAAGGAGAAUUUGGACUCGAGAGAUAAUCGAGACAACCGAGAUGUCCGUGACAAUCGUGACAAUCGAGACGGUCGCGAUGUCAAAGAUUCUCGUCCUACUAGUCGUGAUGCUCGAGACUUAAGAGAUGCGCGCGACAAAGACAAGAAAGAUUACGAUAAUUUUUUAAAGGAUUCUUUCGAUGAGCGAGAACGGGAACAAAGGGAGCGUUCUGAGAACCCUGAAUGGCGUGAAGAACGCAACGUAGGUCAAGAUAGACAGCUCGAAAGUCGUCGCGACGUGUCGAAGGAAGAACGCAAUGAACGCCCGCAGAGACCGGACUCACGUGAUAGUCGUACUUCCAGAGAAUCGAAAACGUCUUUACGCGAUGACGAACUGCACAAAUUACGAGAUUGCAGUUCCUGGGUAAACGAAGUAUCAGAUUACGAGGAGAAAAAACGAGAGUUGUAUCACGAAGAGACUAGGGAAAGAGAAAGAGAUAGAGAUAGAAGACAGCCUCCCGGUCCAGUCACUAAAGAGAAAAUCGAAGCGGAUGAAUUGAAAAAUGAAAAACGUAGUUUGACUCAACUGAAGAGAGGUAGUUCUGAUCUUCAAGAGAAAAAAGAACAGCCGAAGGAUAGUGCUGUUGAGAUGAAAAAGGAUACGGAUGUGUGGAACAGAAAAACGGAACGUACUCCGGAAAGCAGACAGAUCGAGAGGGGUGAUAAUUCGCCGAAAGCGUGGGCUGACGCUAUAUCACCGACUUUUGAGAAGGAAGAAGAGAAGAUAGCAGAAGCUGCUAAAGAUGGCAAAGAAAGCGAUGAAAUUAAACAGAGCUCGUUGGAUAAGCCUGCUUUAGAAAAAAGAGAGGAAGCACUUACCGAGGACGCUAAAGAGCAAGCUAAGGAUGAAAAAAGAGAAAAGAGUACGCGCAACAGAACAAGCAGUAGUGGCUCCAGAAUCCGGGAAUCCCGUGGUGGACGUCAGUGGGGAGGAACUUUCAGCGUCUAUACUCGCGGUUGGCGUGGCCCGGAAUCUAGAGGACGACGAGGUGGACCACGAUCUACUGGUAAAUCCGGGAUGUCCGCCAAGAGCGGUUCAUAUGGGCACACUGAUUCCGAGAAUAGUGCUGACGAGAUAUCCGGCUCCACUGAGUCUGGAAAAGAGGAUAAGCGAUCGGCUCGUUCCCCGAAACCAUCUCAGAAGGUCGAGAAGGAGGAGCGCAAUCGCGAGGUGUCAAGACGAGAGGAUAAGCGUAGUACCGAGUAUUCUCAGACACGCAGCGAGAAAAGAACAUAUGAUGGUAAGCCUAGCCAUGAAGCUUUCGCGCCGUCAGGCGAACCGUCCCGUCGUGGCAGAGGUGGUUUCCGUAUCCGAAAUACGGCCACGGGCAAUCGUAUGGAAGGCUACGGACCACCAUCCAGUAAGAGUCCGUUUUCGUCGGAACGUAAUACAGAUGAAAAGCAUCAGCAAAAUGCUGGACGGCAAAAUCCACCGACCCCGACUCCAGAGAAAGAUGCAAGUCUCUUGCAAUCCACGCCAGUUGAGUCUACCGACGAUAAGAUAAUCGCGAAGCAACAGGCACUUACAGCGGGUAUCACAGGCAGACGCAAUAAGUCUCCGAGUCAGCAAGCUCAACAACCUGCUAACAAGCAAGACGCAAACCAUCCAACUCAAGUCUCCAACGUUUCGUCCCAAAAAGCGCAAAUGCGAAAGGAAGAGUCCCGUUCCAAGAGAACUCGUAGUGGAAGUAGGAGGGGAAGAGAUAACCGUGAAGCUCGUUCACGCGGCAGCAGUGGCAAUGUAUCAAAACAGCCACAGUCGGACGUAGGCAAUGAAGAUUGGGAAACUACAUCAGAGAACAGCGAGGAACAUAUAGAGGAUCACAAAGAGUCUCGUAACACACGCAAUAAGCAUUUUGGUGGACGAGCCAUUCAAUUAACGAGCCAAAAUGCCGCUAAUGUGCAUUCCCGUAGAAACGAGCAGUUGGCAAAUAGAGACCAACGUGAGAAAAAUUCCAAGUCUUCCAAUCCGGCGUCGCGAGCCCCGGGAGCAGAGAAACGAACUCUGCAGAAUGCCGGAUUUAGUGCUCAAAAGAAUCAUGCCGACAGUAUACCGCCUCUAAUGCAAAAUGCGCAAAUACAGAAUGGAAGGUCGAGAAGUCAAAGCUCGACUAACAGUGGCGCGGUUGCAAAUAAACCGAGUAAUAAAGAUAGCAUGGUUAAUCGUAUUGAUGAGAUCAAGUUAAGCGAUCCAAAUCUUGUUAAUCAAGCGCUGAACGAUCUCAAUAAGAAGUCCCAGACGAAAGACAAAAAACUAGUGGAUUCGGAAAUCGAAACAAAUAGCUGUACCGAGGACGCAACAAGUGUUACAGCGGAAGAUAAAGUAGAUGCUGACGGUUUUCAGGAAGUGCGUUCGAAGAAAAACGUGAAGGAAUCUCGACAUAAUCAGAAGGAGGAAGUGAAGCCCGUUAAGAGAGACAAAGAAAAAGAGCGUGAACGCGAUCGUUCGAAGUCAAAGUCGAAUGGAUCACAACAGGCUCUGCAGCAGGCACAAAAUAUACCUCCUCUACUUGGCCAGAAUAUCCCGCAGCCGGCGAACGUACCGCAGAAGCAGUACGACAAUCGAAAUACAAGAAAUCCAAGACUCGCGCCACGAUUCCAACGUCUAGUGAAGCAACAGCAGCAGCAAAUGUGCGCGACCGACGCAAGCGAUAUGAGCAAGCUGAAUAGCAACAACUACGCUAAAGACUCUACUAACAGUCCUGCUCCUCCACCAACGGUUAAUGCUUGGGACAAACCUUUCACAAGCCAAUUGCGUUCGAAUUCUCCGUCUGCAGUCUCCACAGACAUUCAACUGAUGUCUGGUUUGAUUCAAAAUGAUCAUAGUCAUGAAGGCAAUGAGAUUAAUUCUGGACACAGCAGCCAACGAAAUUCACCAAGUGGUGAGAAGACGGGGAAGAACCUGAAGGAAACUCUGACGGAAAAGAAUGUGUCCGACGUGUCUUCACCUCCCGUACAGACCUUGAUCUUCGAGAAUACGAAAUAUACAAAGAAUACAACUGGACCAACAGAUCUGGCCGUAAAAUCGAAGUUUUCGAAUCACAUGAAAUCACAACAACGAGCCGAAAAGCGUGCGGAAAUAGAAGAGGAAGGUAGCCAAAUCCAGCAACAUCAACAACCGACGCUCUCCGUUGCAUUUUCCAAUAAACCGAAUGACUUAAUCAAAGACAAAAAUCAAGAACCUAUUCAAAUGCCUUUAUCAUUCAAUAAAAACGAAGAUAAUUCCGACAUGAAAUUGGACUUUACUUUUGACUCUGAUCUUUCGCAAUUGACGGAUGAUAAGAGUAAAAGUUUAGGCAUGGCACGCUCCAUGCAUAUGACUGGUGGUCAGAGCACGAUAUCGCCGUCGACCGCGGAACUCAACCUUAAAAUCGCGUCUGUAAAAAAAGUCUGGGAGAAUGCACCACCAAUGCCGACCGUAGUCGAGCAUGAGGACGGUACCAGUGUGGUCAGUAGUGCGGCCAGCUUCCCGCAAGCGUUCGAAAGCGGCGACGUUGAGGACAGUUACAGCCCUCACCAACCCUCACCAUACAAUCAGAGCAAUAUAAAAAGCGAAAUCACAACGUCUACAAAUGUGUGCAAGCUGGUUCCCCCGCAGGUGAAGCCGCAGCAACAGUCUUCAGGGAGCAGUGGUACGCAACCAGGAUCUACCGUACCUGGGCCAAGUCCCAUUGGAGCUGGUCAGAGUCCCAUCGGCCAUCCUCCCGUUAGUCUUCAAGGUCCCUUAAGUCCACCUCCAUUUAAUUCUACAGGACAACCCUCGCAUAUUAAUUAUCAGGAAUUUCCGCAGUAUCCUGGUUCACAGGCAGCGCAAUACGGUGGCAUGUCGGCCAUACCGUCGCCACCAGCUGUGCUGUUCAACACAGGUUCAGGACAAUUACCAGCUCAAGCGGGCGGUUUAUAUGGAGCGUUUCAAUUAGAUCAGAGCCGAUCACCGUUUACGCAGUACGCGCCGUACGCUCCGUCUCUUCAGAGCUCGUUUAGCCAACAAAAUGUAUACUUGCAGCAACCGCCACCACCUCCACCUCAUGCGCCAAAUGCUCCAACACCAGAGAUGUAUCAGAACAAUUUAUCUCAAUACCGAAUUACUGCAGCAGCUGGUCCGCCAUUUGGACAAAAUCAACAGCUUAGUAAUAAUCCCAAUACGGUACUAAUCAGUUCGUCAUCAAAUUCUCUAAUGUCCGCGAGCGUCAAGCCAUCGUCUCAACCAAUUGGAGCAAUUGGAACUAAAGCUCCACAUUUCCAGAGCCCAUCUGCUCCUCAACCCAAUCAGUUGGCUUAUAUACCAUAUGAUCCAAAUCAAGUGCUCGGUGUUAGCGGUAGUUACAUGAGCAAUUCACAAUUAGUGCAGAGACCUGGUCCAAAUGUGCAAGCAUCCAACAGUUACUACAGCGCUACAUCCGCUGAUGUAUUUCCUGGCUCGCAGACAGGCUUCUACCAAUCCGGUGGUGCUACUCAACAAACUGGAACUCAUUAUGGUCUGCAAGGAUUUGGCCAACACAGUCAAAGUCUGGCAACGGGUAGCGCAACUCCUGUUGGUCUACAAAAUUAUGGCCCUAGCUUUCUAUCCAGUUCAGGAUUGCAAAUUGCUGCAGCAGCUCAACAAUUUCGUAAUCCCACUGGUGGUCUGCCAGGACCAGGAAAUGCAGCACCCACAUUUCUUAGUAAGCAUCAACCGCAGGAGCAACCCAGACAGUUAAAGAGUCCAUCGGGAAAUCAACAGGAUGUACUUGCAUCGGUCUUUAGUUCAACUCCACAAAUACCGUCGCCUAAAUCAAGAAAUUGCAAACAGCAAUCUUCGUCACAACAACCACAGCCAAGUCCUACACAACAUCACAAGUAUCAACAAUAUCAGGGCGUUAGUCAGUCUGCUCUGGUAAGCAGCUACAAUAACUACGUUUUACAACAGAAUGUACGUGGAAUGGGUAUGCCGCCUCGUGCUGGUAUCCAACCGUCGCAACAGCGUUAUCCACCCCCGAUACAACGUCCUGUAGUACCAUUUGCACCAGGCCCAAACCCAAAUAAUCCCACGCAACAACAGCCUGCUUGUAUGCCAACACAGCAACAGCAGCAAGCUCAAAUUAAUCGUCACAGACCGAAUUUACACCAGCAACAACAGCAACAACGUAACAUGAAGAUGCAACAGCAAUAUUAUUCACCACAAGGGAACGUUAAAAUGGAUUCCAAUGAUAAAUCUGAUAACCACAAUGACAAGAAUGAUGGUCCGUCUGGAACACAACCUGGGAGCAACAAGCCCAACGUAAAUCAACAAGAUAGUGAUAACAAUAAGGAAGAAGUGAACCAACAAAACGAGUGAACGUAAAUAAAAUUCGUGAGGGUGAACUUGUUCUUCCAUUUUAUGGAAAACACCUUUCUUUAAUUUGAUAACUAAACCUUUGAGAUAAUCUCGUCGGAAAAUAAGGGCAAAGACUAACGUGCUUUUCUAUUUCUUGAGGAAAAGAAGCACGCCAGUGUCACAAUGGAAUUCGUUUUGUCUACGAAAUCACGUGCUUAUAUAAUCGAUUAGCAGUUAAAUAGAUUAAAAAUCUGAGUUUCCUGCUGUAUCGAAAGAAAGAACUUGUAGAAAGGUAACAUUCUCAGUACACCUUUCCUGUUCUUUAGUUCUAACAGCGUAAACUUAUCGUCUUUGAGCAGUCGAAAAGACAUUUAUUAAGCAUUUCCAUAAUUAAUAUCGAAUAUACAUAAACAUAUUUAAGAAUGGCGACAAGUUAAUCAGCGCUGAUUGAUAUUGUUACAAAAAGCUUAAAAGAAGUGACACUUAAAUUAUCGUGUAAUGUUUGAAUACUUGACUCAACAAAAAAUAUGUGCCGUCGUCGAGUGGAAUGUUGGUCGAUUACAAAUGCGAGUUGCAUACAAAAAUGUAUCGUUAAGGAGUCACAUUCGUGAGGUUGUAUCUAUGGAAAGUGAGAUAAAAAAUUUACAUGGACUCUAUAUGUAUACAUUCAUAUAUAUCUCUCUCUGUACCCAGAUCAGGAUCAGCCUGCGGUAAACGAUACUGCAUGUCCUAGGACACACGACGCACGUUUUCUUGAUCACGUCAUAAAGAAAGAGAGAGAAAGGAAGAGAGCGCAAGUAACCACGAAAAGUUACAAUUAUUGCAAUUUCAUAUAUGUAGCAUGUUUGAAAGGACUGAAACAAGCGGCGGUAUAAAGUCCUCUGUUUAUCCGAACAAUAAGAAGCGGAAUCACUGAUUAGAAUGAUAUCCACGAGUCCGAUAUAAGCACGAUUAUGUCGCUCGUAUGUAUUGCGACAAGAAGAAACUCUAUGUAUAUUGGUCGUUUUGUCGAUGACGCAAGGUCAUGAUGAAGUUUGCGCGACGGAAAUAGGAAACUGUUGUUUAUAGGUAUCGCGUGAAUCAUCAUGAUCUGGCCUCAUUCGCGACGAGUUUCAAUCAUUAGGUAUAUAAGGUAUUGCUUGUGAAGCGUGAAAAGCCAUAUGAAUUAUAUCGAACCUUUUCACGCUUAGAAAGAUUAUGUUGGAUCAACCAAACCGCAAUCUAAACUACUAUCGCAACGUACGAAAAGGAUUGUAUAUUCUCUGCUUUCGUUGCAGUUAAAGCUUUGUUAUAAAGAUAAAGCCCAUGAAAAUAAAUAGUAGUAUUCACAGGAGUCCACCGUUGCCAGAUUUAUUUAGUAAAAAUAAAUGUGGCCAUGUGCCCGCAUUACGCCUCGAUUUUACGAAAGAAGUCUAGGCGCUGUUGAUAUGUUAAUUUUCAACAAAAAGAAAAAAACAUAAUAUACUGCCAGUCGUACUGACGACCACUUUGAACUCUGAGAAUUUUUCAUGUCGUACUCGUGAUGUCUGUGUGAAUAGUGAAGAAAAACAUAUGUAGAGGAAGAGAUACUCUUAACACGUAGGCUUGUUAAAAAAAAACACUUCAAUGAAUUUAGAGAAUAUCGAUUAGAAAAA
This is a messenger RNA of Monomorium pharaonis (pharaoh ant), 10138 nucleotides long. RefSeq names its product protein PRRC2C (gene nocte). Lineage: Eukaryota; Metazoa; Arthropoda; Insecta; Hymenoptera; Formicidae. The record is from RefSeq and is a predicted model, not a curated record. Gene Ontology annotation, biological process: cell differentiation. The transcript is spliced from 20 exons. The coding region runs from base 537 to 8525 and encodes 2662 amino acids.